Letharia lupina is the source of this 1179-nucleotide messenger RNA. RefSeq lists its product as uncharacterized. NCBI's taxonomy places the organism in Eukaryota, Fungi, Ascomycota, Lecanoromycetes, Lecanorales, Parmeliaceae. The record is from RefSeq and is a predicted model, not a curated record. The coding region runs from base 1 to 1179 and encodes 392 amino acids. The transcript has 2 exons.
AUGGAACACAAAAGCAGCGAUGGUGCUAAGGUGCCUCUGUGGCUAUUCUACCAGUCCCAACUAGCAAAGACAACUCAACAGGCAUCCAGCAACAGCAACAGCAACAACAUCUCAACUCCAGCGAUAUCAAGCAAGAUGGCCAAUAACGUCCAGUCCAUCUUUCAUCUCCCAGCCUUCCUCUACAACGGACCCGUGUCCCCAACAGAACACUGCAACUCUCUUACUUUCCUCCCUGACGACACUCCCCUAAGCCCCGACGCUUUCAAUGAAUGGAGAGGAACACCAUGGGGGCGCACACGAACUCCCGUCCGUCUCGCCGUCGCCAGAGAUCUGCACUAUGGAAGCACUCCCGACGUCGACAUCCAGUUCACCGACCUCAAAGGCCCUCGCCGUCCCAAGACCAAGUGCGCCGUCAUCGGAUCCGGACGUCCCAAGCCUGAAAGCCCAGCACACUCGAAAUCCGUCCCAUCAAGCGAGCCACAUGAAGAAACGGCCACUGUCAACCCAGUCAAAUCCGUCCCAUCAAGCGAGCCACAUGAAGAAACGGCCACUGUCAACCCAGUCGACGAAAGCAGUCACACCGUCAGCGUCAGCGUCACCGACACCCCCAGCCCCAACCCAAAGCGUUCGAAGCGCGAUGUCAUCCGAUCGAGACGCCCCAAGCUAGAGCACCAUGGAGACAUGAGCAACCUACGACCAGAUGACCGAGGCAUGGACGCCGCCACAUGCGAAAAAUUCUAUCGCAUGUCCACAGCCCCAGAGGACCGCAUCUCACUCACCAGCACAGAAUCCGAUGACAGCGACGCCUCCGCCUCGACAAGAGUCAGCUUCGACCUAGGCGCAAAAUACGCCACACGGUCAAACACUGAACAGAAGGCCAAGUGCAGAGCCGAUGCCCGUGCUAUGGUCGAAAGAGAGGCAGCCACCACCAAGCAUACCGUCAUGGUGACCAAAGUCGCUCCCGACCUCGAGGAAGAUUUCCCCACCACUAAGCCCGAGGAGGAGAGACCUGAGUUUGCAGUAAAGGCGAUUGCGAAUGCGGAGGGGGAGACAGAGGAGCUUGCUGCGAUCUCCAACCUCAGCCGCCAGCUCACAUCCACCAACCUCAACGACGGCCGUAGCGCCCUCACCGAACAGAUCACCACCACAGGGGAUGACAAGACAGAAGAGGCCGAAUAG